This is a messenger RNA of Benincasa hispida (wax gourd), 584 nucleotides long. RefSeq lists its product as uncharacterized. The record is from RefSeq and is a predicted model, not a curated record. Lineage: Eukaryota; Viridiplantae; Streptophyta; Magnoliopsida; Cucurbitales; Cucurbitaceae.
CAUAGCUCCAUCAAAAUCAAGAAUCACAAAACUUACACAACCGAACAAGUAAAAGAAAGAGGAAAACGAAAACAUGAGUUCAUCAAGAAGAGCUUGGAUUGUAGCCGCCAGUGUGGGCGUCGUGGAAGCCUUGAAGGAUCAAGGAAUUUGCCGAUGGAAUCAGAGCAUUAGAUCCGCCCAUCAAUACGCCAAAAACCAUGUCAGAUCGGUGCCUCAGGCCACCAGAUUGACUGGCUCUUCCGCCGCCGUGGUUUCUGGCAAGCAACAGCAGAAGCAAUCGGAAGAAUCUUUAAGAACGGUCAUGUAUUUGAGCUGUUGGGGUCCCAAUUAAAAGUUCUUGAUCUUUAAGAAUUCAGCUAAAUGGAUGAUAUAGAUUUAAUUUCAAAAAAAUAAAAAUCAAAAAUCAAAUUAUUACCGAAUGAAGCCAGCCCACCGCCGCCGGAGAUGCUGCUGCGAAGUUUUUUAUCCAAGUCGCCGUGGCGUUGGGCGAAAAAAUCGCCGGUUGGGGAUUUGUGUUAUAGCGAUGUAUAUGAAUUGGGUAUAUGGUGCUAAUGGAAAUCAAACAAUUACGGAUACUUGUUUUC